Messenger RNA from Orbicella faveolata, 1311 nucleotides. RefSeq lists its product as uncharacterized. The record is from RefSeq and is a predicted model, not a curated record. Lineage: Eukaryota; Metazoa; Cnidaria; Anthozoa; Scleractinia; Merulinidae.
AUGUACGAGCACACGCUGAAGAAACAGACCCUUCUCAAGCAGCACAGCUACCAUCUCAAGAUCAUGUGGGAGUGCAAUUGGGAUCGGGAGGUCAACACCAACGAGGCCCUCCAACGAUUCUUGGCCACCUACCAGAAAGUGGACCCCCUAGAACCGCGCAAUGCCUUCUUCGGUGGCAGAACCAAUGCCGUACGUCUUUACCACCCCGUCGACCAGAGCCAGGGCGAACAAAUCAAAUACGUGGACGUGACUUCCCUGUACUCGUGGGUCAACAAGACUUGCGAAUACCCUGUUGGACAUCCCGAGAUCCUCACCAACCCCACCGACCAAGACAUCCACCACUACUUUGGCAUGGCCUACAUCGACAUCCUUCCACCUCCACACCUUUACCAUCCCGUGCUACUGCAUCGCCCGGCCGGUAAACUCACCUUUCCUCUGUGCCGCUCCUGCGUCCAAGACCAAAUGCCACUUCUUCAGCUGGACAAAUUGUGGUGGUGCUCACACACGGAGACUCAGCACGCCUUGCGCAGAACUUGGUGCACACCCGAAAUUCAAGAAGCUGUUCGACACAGGUACAUCGUCCUGCACAUUCACAAGGUGUGGCAUUUUCCCCCAAAGAAAAGACGCAAGGGUCUCUUUUCCGACUACGUCAACAGCUGGCUAAAAAUGAAACAAGAAUCUGCCAGGUACCCUGGCUGGUGCCUCACCCCCAACGACAAAUUACACUACGUGCGCCAAUACAAAGAACGAGAAGGCAUCGCCCUCGACACCGCCAUGAUCCAAAAAAAUCCCGGCCAGAAAGCCACGCCCAAACUGAUGCUCAACUCCUUCUGGGGCAAGCUCGGAGAAAACCUCCACAAGAAACACACCAAAACCGCCCCAUUGCCAGCUGAACUCUUCGAUUACCUAGACCUGUGCGACAACCAAAGCGAUAACGGGCGCGUCAACAUCUUCGUGGCCGCCUUCACCGCCUGCUGGGCCCGUCUCAAGCUCUAUUCGUAUCUCGACCAACUGAAGCAACAAGUGCUGUACUUUGACACCGAUUCCAUUGUCUACUCCCACAAACCCGGUCAAGCCAACAUUCCCCUAGGCGACUACCUGGGUGACAUGACCAACGAGCUGGACGCUGAGGAUUACAUUGUCGACUUCACUUCGGCGGGACCCAAAAAUUACGGCUACAAGACGAAACUCGGCAAAGUCUGCUGCAAAGUGCGAGGGUUCACUCUCAAUGUGCGUGGCUCCCAACAACUCAACUAUGACAUCAUGAGAGAAAACCUACUGGAAGACUUGACCAAUCCGCUUGACCAAUGA